AUGCAUGGGAACAAGCAGCACAUGCAGAAGGACUUCUUCCUGUUGAACUCGUCCAAGGCUCGCUGUAAGUCCUACAUCAACCUGCGCGAGGUGAGCCAGCGCUUCCGCCUGAGCCCCGAGUACGUCAUCGUUCCCUCCACCUACGAGCCGCACCAGGAGGGCGAGUUCAUCCUCAGGGUCUUCUCUGAAAAGAGGAACACCUCAGAGGAGAUAGAGAACAGGAUCGAGGCCGACCAUCCGGUGCCGGCGCCGGCCUCGGCAGAAGAGAGCGAGGAGGACCAGCUCAGGACCAUUUUUCAGGAGAUAGCCGGCGAUGACAUGGAAAUAACAGCCAACGAACUGAAAAAACGUCUCAACAGAGUCAUCACCAAACAUAAGGACCUGAACACCGAGGGCUUCAGCCUGGAGAGCUGCAGGAGCAUGAUUGCUCUGAUGGACAUGGACGGGACGGGUCGACUCAACCUGCAGGAGUUCAGACAUCUGUGGAAUAAGAUCAAACAGUGGCAGGGAAUCUUCAAACACUACAACGCCGACCAGUCUGGAAGCAUCAACAGCUACGAGAUGAGGAACGCCGUCAACGACGCAGGCUUCCGUCUCAACAACCAGCUGUAUGACAUCAUCACCAUGCGCUACGCCAAUGAGAACAUGAACAUCGACUUCGACAGCUUCAUCAGCUGUCUGGUCCGCCUCGAAGCCAUGUUCAGUAAGGCGUUCCAGGCCUUCGAUCAGGACGGAGACGGAACCAUCAGACUCAGUGUCCUGGAGUGGCUCCAGUUGACCAUGUACGCCUAAAGCGGGCCCGUCUCCUCCAGCUCAGCUCCAGUCCACAUGAGGACCAGACCUUCCAGCCUUUACCUCAUCCCUCAGUGACCGCCAUCAGCUCUCAGACUCACCUCCUCACCACACCUUCAUCAUCAUCAUCAUCAUCCUCCUCCUCCUCCUCCUGGCACCUCCUGUCGUCUCUUUCACCGUCACACACUUUUCUCAGGCAUCAAAACACACACCACCUCUUUUAUUUUUCUGUCACGAUACCUCAGAGCCUCCCCCCAUCUCUGUACUGUAUUCCACCUCCACCUUCUUCUUCUUCAUCUUCAUCUUCUUCCUCCUUUUCUUCUUCUUCUCGUGAAUAAUCUGAGAACAUCUACAAGCAGGGCCGUCACUCUGCCCCUGAACUUGUGUUUUUAAUUUACUUUCACUGUCAAUAUAAACUCAAUCCUGCAGGAGUUGUGGUUGUUGUUAGGGUGGGAGCGGUGAAAACAGCGCCCCCUGGUGGACGAACAUACACCUCCUCCUCCUACCCCCCGACUUCCUGACCUCCUGACUCUACUGUCCAGUCUGAAAGUCGUUCACUUCCGCCUGCGGAUCCACGAGAGUCGAGACGGAAAAAACCAGCAGCAACAGCAGCAGCGGAGACGAAGAGUUUUUUUUUUUUUUUUUUUUUCUUCAGUAUGGAUUUGAUAGAAAAUGGCUGAUGGGUUGGACUGCGGAUUUUUGUGAUUUCCUCUUAAGGCUUUGGUCAAAUGAGUGUAAUGCAUUUUUAACCAU
Molecule: messenger RNA, 1545 nt
Organism: Sphaeramia orbicularis (orbiculate cardinalfish)
Lineage: Eukaryota; Metazoa; Chordata; Actinopteri; Kurtiformes; Apogonidae
Product: calpain-3-like
Cellular component (GO): calpain complex
Molecular function (GO): calcium ion binding
Source: RefSeq, a predicted model, not a curated record